AUGUUUGGCAGCAACUCCAACUCAGCCGGCAACAAAUCUGAGACCGAUUCAAAAUCCGACAAAUCCUCCCCCGAAACCAGCCCGGGCCCCAGCGCAGCCACUCCCAUCAAGACGGCAGACAAGACGGUGGAUAAGGCAGGGAGCGUGGAGAAGCGCAGUGGAAAUGGUAGCCCGCCAACUCGCCAGGAUACCGGCGGUUCCACGGAUAAGAAGCGCAGGAGUAGCAGCGUUAGCAGCAAGGCUAGCAGCCUGCUUGCCUCGGCCAAGAACUCGCUGAGCUUCUCUCAGGGUAGCCGUGCGCCAGCUGUCGAGAUGACUACGCAGUCGCCCCUACAGAGAUUGGGCAAGCAGGACCCCGCCCUCGCAGUUCCGCAGGGCCAGCAUAACAACUCGGCCGGAGAGUCGGUAGCGGGCCCAAAGUCCACAUUCCAUGUCGGCGUUUGGGAAGAUAGAAACAAGAAAUGCCGUCGGACUAUGGAGGACACCCACGCCUUUUUAUACAACUUCAUCCAGACCCCGACCUUGGCCGAUGCUUCCGGCAAGGACACGUCCGAGGGAGAUGAUUCUGAGUCGGCAGUCCAGGACAUUGUCGAAUCAGACAAUGGCUACUUUGCCAUCUUUGACGGACACGCCGGCACCUUUGCCGCAGACUGGUGCGGAAAGAAGCUACAUAUCAUCCUGGAGGAGCUCAUACGCAAGAACCCCAACGCUCAGAUUCCUGAGGUUCUGGACCUGGCUUUUACGACCGCCGACUCCCAGCUGGAGAAACUGCCCUUGAAAAACAGCGGUUGCACGGCUGCCGUGGCCGUGUUACGUUGGGAAGACCGGGUUUCUAAUGAUCGGUCAAAUCUUAAUGCUGCUGCGUCGGCUACUCUCAAGCCCACCAAGUCAGAUGAUCCGUCUCAGUCAGACAAGGAUAAGUCGAAGGAUGCGACGCCUUCUGCGAACGAAGUCAAAAACCCCGUCGAGGGCAGCAGUACGAAGGUCAAGGGAGCCGUCAACCGCCAGCGUCUUCUUUACACUGCCAACGUGGGUGAUGCCCGCAUCAUCCUGUGCCGAGCUGGAAAGGCUCUGCGACUGUCGUAUGACCACAAGGGAAGCGACGAGGUUGAGGGCAAGCGGAUCGCCAAUGCGGGUGGGCUGAUCCUAAACAACCGCGUCAAUGGUGUCCUGGCUGUCACCAGAGCGCUUGGUGAUGCCUAUAUGAAGAAGCUUGUAACUGGCCACCCUUAUACGACCGAGACGGUGAUCCAGGCCGACAGUGAUGAGUUUAUUAUCAUCGCGUGUGAUGGCUUGUGGGAUGUUUGUACCGAUCAAGAGGCAGUGGAUCUGGUCCGAAACACCGAGGACCCUAUUGCAGCUUCGAAGAUGCUUGUGGACCAUGCGCUCAACCGGUUCAGCACGGACAAUUUGUCGUGUAUGAUUGUCCGACUGGAUCAUGUCCAGGGCAAGGAUGACGGGGAUAGUGGCCGUGAGGCAGACAAGAUUGUCAACGACGUCACAAAAAAGGCUACAGAUGGUAGCGCCCCUGCCGGUGGCGUGUCCGAAGGGGAGUUUGUACCAACAUCUCUGGACAAAGCUGUGGUGGAAGAAGAACCUGACCCUAUUGAGGAAAAGGAUAGUACGGAAAAUGCUACGGGUGCUCAGAAACCAGCUGAGGAGGUCGAGAAGAAGUCGACCGAGAAGGCGCAGUAG
Ilyonectria robusta is the source of this 1695-nucleotide messenger RNA. Its product is annotated as protein phosphatase 2C. Gene Ontology annotation, molecular function: cation binding; protein serine/threonine phosphatase activity. Bases 1 to 1695 code for a protein of 564 amino acids. The record is from RefSeq and is a predicted model, not a curated record. Gene Ontology annotation, biological process: protein dephosphorylation. NCBI's taxonomy places the organism in Eukaryota, Fungi, Ascomycota, Sordariomycetes, Hypocreales, Nectriaceae. The transcript has 2 exons.